Molecule: messenger RNA, 216 nt
Organism: Ostertagia ostertagi
Lineage: Eukaryota; Metazoa; Nematoda; Chromadorea; Rhabditida; Trichostrongylidae
Source: the annotation of a GenBank genome assembly
AUGGACGUAGCGAAUGAGCCGCCGGCGACGACGGAAUCGCCACUUCGCCGAGUCGUCAGCAGCGAUCCGUCCGCUGCCGCUGCCGCCGCUGCCGACGAUGUGCUGCGCAAGUUCAAAUGUCCUGAAUGUGGUAAAGCGUUCAAAUUCAAACAUCAUCUCAAGGAGCAUAUUCGAAUUCAUUCCGGCGAGAAACCGUUCGAGGUGAGUUCUGAGUGA